GUGGUCUCAAAAUGUCUCAGAUCAAGGCAUGAGGCUCAGCUGCCAUCUCCACUCUGUUCGUGCCGAGAGCCGGGGGAUGAUCAUCCUACACACCCCUACUAGGACCUUGGGGAUUUUCUCAUCCUGCCAUAGAAUUGAAAGUUGACAUUAAAGCGCGGGAGACAAAGUGAAUGAGACGGAUCACGGAGAAGGCUCUGCCGCGGGUCCCCAUCACUCUUUCCUUGUUGUGCUUGUUGUGCGCAUGAACCAACUGACUCGGAAGGAAGGCGCGACCUAGAUAGCGUCACAGGUGACAGACGUUCCUUCCUCUUUCGCGGAAUCCCGAAGUUCGCUUAUCAGGAAGGAACGACCUACGCCUUGGCACGUAGCCUAGGAAACGACAGCCUAGGCAACGAGCUUAAGGAGCAAGUAGGAGAGACUUCAUCCUCGCUGUAUGGAUCGAAAUCUCUAUCUAGCCGCCUACCUCCAUGAACCCCUGCGAAACGUCGGAAUCAUUCUCCGCUCUUGCUCAAUGACCCAUAGGACAGCCCAACGAAACGGCCACGUUGACGCUUUUCCAGGUUCCAGCAUUUCACCUCCACGUUUUCCAUCAUCCAUGUCCCUCCCUUCUCCUAUCCCAUCCCAUCACACUGUCUCGAAACAACACCCGCACCAUCAAAAUGAGCCUAAACGCCCUCCUCAACCGCCCCGAACAAGACUCCUUCUGGCGCCGCCUGCUCAAAUCCCCCGCCACAACACUCGCGAAAUCCCUCUACGCCCUCCGCGGCUCGUUGGCGCCGUCGCCGUCGUCAUCCCCAGAUGAAUCAUCAUCAUCCUCAACAACGCCCAUCCACAUCGUCUGCAUCUCCGACACACACAAUACGACACCCUCCCUACCCGAUGGUGACAUCCUCAUCCACGCCGGUGACCUCACGCAAUCCGGCUCGUGGUGCGAACUCGAGGCCCAGAUUGCCUGGUUGGAUGCGCAGCCGCAUCGGUUCAAGGUUGUCGUUGCGGGUAAUCAUGAGAUUUGUCUUGAUUCGAGCUUCCCAGUUCCCCGAGCAAGUUCAGGUCCUCAAGGUGAGCAAGAGGUAAAGGAAGGGGGCGAGGGCGAGGGCGAGGACGGGGGUGACCAGCCGAUUGACUGGAAAUCACUCAUCUACCUCGAAAACACGUCGGCGACACUACGUCUCGGCUCUUCGCGUGAGAUAAAAAUCUUCGGAUCGCCCUACACGCCGAAACACGGGAACUGGGCGUUCCAGUACCCGCGCACGCGGACCGGGAUCUGGGACGAGACUGGUAUCCCCGAAGAUACCGACAUCCUCAUCACGCAUGGGCCGCCAAAGGGACAUCUUGAUCUUGGGUUUAUGGGCUGUGCGGGACUGCGCAGUGUUCUGUGGGGGAUGGAGCGCAAACCCUUGCUGCAUGUUUUUGGGCAUGUGCAUGGUGGAUAUGGGACAGAGGUUGUGUGGUGGGAUGGGCUUCAGAGGGCGUAUGAGGGGGUUUUGGAAGGGAGGAGUGUUUUUGAGCGGUGGGCCUGGCUAGCGAUGCUCAUUUGGUAUGGGAUUUUGGGGGUCUUGACUGGGUGGUCUGGUGCAGGAGGGAAGACGAUCAUGGUUAAUGCAGCGGCAGUGGGCGGGGUACGUGAUGAGAAGAGGAGGGAUGCUAUCUGCGUGGAUAUAUAGGAAUAUAAAAGGGCAGACCUAAGAAUCUUCAUUAUUACUUGGUGGCAGAUAUACCCCCAUAUCAAACCCCCGAAUCAUGCUGCUCAAUCCCAAACUCCUCAUCAUACCCAUUCCACAAAUUACACGUCCUCUUCAACUGCCUCGCAUCA
Messenger RNA from Aspergillus calidoustus, 1813 nucleotides. The record is from the annotation of a GenBank genome assembly. Lineage: Eukaryota; Fungi; Ascomycota; Eurotiomycetes; Eurotiales; Aspergillaceae.